This is a messenger RNA of Clarias gariepinus (North African catfish), 2855 nucleotides long. RefSeq names its product dystroglycan 1-like. Gene Ontology annotation, biological process: axon guidance; muscle attachment; morphogenesis of an epithelium. The coding region runs from base 232 to 2811 and encodes 859 amino acids. Gene Ontology annotation, cellular component: dystrophin-associated glycoprotein complex; dystroglycan complex; basement membrane. The transcript is spliced from 3 exons. The record is from RefSeq and is a predicted model, not a curated record. Gene Ontology annotation, molecular function: laminin binding; calcium ion binding. Lineage: Eukaryota; Metazoa; Chordata; Actinopteri; Siluriformes; Clariidae.
CUUCAGUUCACUCUCUCCGGCUCUCGUUCUUUAACGGGCGAGAUGAAUUACUGAAGCUAAAAGAAGCUAAAGGCUCAGUAAUAUGUUGAAUCUAUGCUUGUGUGACGUCCGGACGCCCUCAAACUAUGAGGACUGCAUGAGGAAUCAAGGACAGAGGGGAGACAGCUGAGUUGAUGGAAGUAAGAAGGAACCAAGUCUUCCUUUAGCCUAAGUGCUAAAAGGGUUAAGAGGAUGAGCCAUCAGGUUUGCAUAAUGCGGAGUGUGUGGGGGCUCCUACUGCUGUGUCCCAUGUCAUGGGCAUCAGAGCCAGUAGUCAUCGAACUGGAGGCCUCCAUGCAUUCUACUCUGCUUUCGGACAUGCAGGCAUCUGUAUCCAGUAUAUCAACAGUAUCAGACUCUGUUGCAGUGGUCGGCCGGAUGUUCAGGAUGGGGAUCCCCCUGGUGUCAGAAGACUGCAGUGCCAUAGACAUUUUAUCUGGGGUUGGCAGUGCAGCGUUCCCUGAGUGGCUUUAUUGGGACAGUCAGCGUUGUCUUUUGCAAGGUCUACCACUAGAGGGGGAUAAAGGACUCUAUCGGUUUAGCUUGUCGUCUGAAGCCUUACAAAGUCAUGAUGGGAGUAUACAUAGUCACCUACUUCUCAGUGGAACCAAAUUGAGCAGUAGCUCUUACACCAACAAUCGGCAACCAGAUGUCUUCAUUAUCACAGUAAACACAGAUGAUCAACAGGAUAUAGAAUCUGCUUCAGUGGCACUGCAGACACAGUCAAACACAACAAAUGUGUGUAUUUGUUCAAGUGGCCAGCCAGCUACAGUGCUAACCAUAAUCCUGGAUGCAGACCUCACAAAGAUGAACUCGAGGGAGCGACUAGUGCUGCUUCAAAAAAUGGCUCACUUUGCUAAUGAGCCACCAGAGCUAAUGCAGGUCAUGCCAGUUAUUAACAACCGUUUUUUUGAUAUGACCGCUUUUAUGGCUGGACCUGGUAAUGCAAAGAAGGUGGUGGAGAAUGGUGCUCUGUUAUCAUGGAAACUCGGUUGUGCGCUUGACCAAACCACCUUACCUGAUAUUAGUGGGGUCCAGGUGCCAGCAAAAGAUGGUACUAUGUCCACUCUAAUCGGUUACCCAGUGGUUGGCUGGUACAUUGUAAAUAAAAAACCUCAGCUGGUCAAGCGUAUCAGAAGACAUAUUCACAGCACUCCGACACCAGUGCCUUCCCAGUUUCUUCCAACCACUUAUUUAUUACCCGCAGAGCGUAUUGUGCCAGCUCCAGCAUCCCCUUUCAUUGCUCGCUCCACAAAGUUGUUGAUAAAUCCAGCUCGUGGUCCUCUGCCCUUGCCGGUUAAACCUACCAUCCGUAUGCGAGAUCACAUAGCUUACACGCCUGUACUGAGCCAACCUCUUCCUAGUCAAGUCCUGGGCAGUACCAGCACUGUCUCCCUGGAACCGACACUAACUCGCCCUGGUUACGUGGAGCCCACUGCCUCUGUUACUCCUCCGACUACUCGCAGACCCAAGACCACCUCAAAAAAGGGCAGAAAAUCAAAGAUCACUCCAGUGCCCAGGGAGCCAAAAACUACAGAUGCCCCUUCCACCAGUCCAGUGACUAACCAAAAGCCUCAUUUACAUAACUCUAUUGGUGAAGUAAAUGUGUGGGUUGGAACAUACUUUGAGAUGAAGAUUCCAGCUGAUACGUUCUUUGAUCAGGAAGAUGGAAACACAGAAAAUUUGCAGUUGUUAUUACAACAAAAUCUCUAUCAGACACUGGAUCAAGGCUCUUGGAUACAAUUUAACAGCAGCACUCAGCUUCUGUAUGGCCUUCCUGACCAAAGUCAUGUUGGCAGACAUGAAUUUCAAAUGAUAGCAACGGAUAAAGAAAAUUCAAGCACCAUGGAUGCUUUUGAGGUUUAUGUAAACCACUGGCCAUUUGAUGACCAAUCACCAGUUGUGUUUACUGUUCGCUUUCAAGGAGAACCAAACAUGUUGACCAACGAUAUCAACAAGAAAAUCCUAUUUUGCAAGAAACUUGCCUCUGCACUGGGUGAUCGCAACAGCAGUUCUGUCACACUAAGAAAUAUUUCAAGUGGCUCUAUUCUGGUUGAAUGGACCAAUAGCAGCUUGCCUAAGAAUCCUUGUCCAACUGGACAGAUUCAAGAGUUGUGUCAUAGGAUUUCAGAUGCCCAAGGUCAUCCCACAUCUUUAUUUUACAGUGCAAUGGAGCCAGACUUCAAACCAAUCAACGUUGGGGCUCGUGGUGUCAACAAAUGCCAAAGGUUCUCAUUUGUACCACCUGGAGAAGUCUCAAUUCCAGAAUCACCUGAGAAUAGUUCCGCUCUUGUGCCAUCCACAAUCACACCUUCAUCCAGCUCAGGCUGGCAUCGCAGCGAUGAUGUCUACUUACACACAGUUAUCCCAUCUGUGGUCGUGGCUGCCCUGCUGCUCACAGCUGGUUUCAUUGCAAUGGUUUGCUACAGAAAGAAACAGCGGGGGAAACUGACUUCAGAGGAACAGGCGACCUUCAUCAAAAAGGGUGUUCCUAUUAUUUUUGCAGAUGAGUUGGAUGAUCCUAAAUCCCCACCCUCGUCCAGCAUGCCGUUAAUCUUGCGUGAAGAGAAGCCACCUAUGCCUCCCCAUUAUCCAAGUUCAGCCUGUGGAGAAGUCCUAGAAGAAUACAUCUCCUUCAAUGAUGAUGAUGAUGACCCCAAUGCUCCUCCUUACCAGCCUCCCCCUCCUUUUACAGUUCCUAUAGAGGGCAGGGGUUCUCGACCGAAGAACAUGACCUCCUAUAGGUGUCCACCACCCUAUGUGCCCCCCUAAUACAUAACUAUAUAUAUUAUAACUGGCUCAUUUUAGGCAUAUUA